Messenger RNA from Rhagoletis zephyria (snowberry fruit fly), 420 nucleotides. The record is from RefSeq and is a predicted model, not a curated record. NCBI's taxonomy places the organism in Eukaryota, Metazoa, Arthropoda, Insecta, Diptera, Tephritidae.
AUGGCGGACAAAAAGCAGGCGCCACCACCUGCAAAAGGCCAAAAAGCCGCCGCGCCUCCUGCCGCUCCGCCGAAGAAGGCCGCCAAGAAGAAGUGGGCCCUCUCUGAGGAGGGCAAAGUCAUCGAGAAGGUCAUCAAGGAGCUGGUGGAGAAGGACAUCGAGGCGCAGAACAACGCCCCGGUGGCCGAGGUGAACGCCUUCCUCGCCAAGCUGACCAAGGAGGUUGACCCUUCAGUGGAGUUCGGCGACCCCAGCAAGGAGCCAGUUGAGGAGAGCAAACCAAAGGCGAAGAAAAAGGCUGAGGAGCCGAAAGAGGCGGCCGAAAAGAAGGAGAAGGAGAAAGAGGAAGAAAAGGAGAAGGCCAAGAGUCAGAAAACCAGCAAGCCAGCAGCCAAUCCAAAGGCCAAGCCGAAGGAGUAG